Molecule: messenger RNA, 1763 nt
Organism: Myotis lucifugus (little brown bat)
Lineage: Eukaryota; Metazoa; Chordata; Mammalia; Chiroptera; Vespertilionidae
Gene: MOB2
Product: MOB kinase activator 2
Exons: 4
Coding region: 153-1067 (304 amino acids)
Biological process (GO): signal transduction; positive regulation of protein phosphorylation
Cellular component (GO): nucleus; cytoplasm
Molecular function (GO): protein kinase activator activity
Source: RefSeq, a predicted model, not a curated record
UCAGGACGCCUGCCCACCACCCACCUGCCUCUGGGACUCUGUUCAUGGGUCAGGGUGAGUGAUGCCCGACCCUGUGUCCUGCUCAUCUAUCCCGCCUUGGGCGCCAGGCCCUUGGCGUGGGCCGGGCUGGCUGCAGGGCUGUGGCGUCACAUAUGGGGGAGAGCCCAGAGUUCCAGGUUCAGCCCAUGAUGCCAGGCUGCCGGCUCAUGUGUCUGUGUCCCCCUCUCCCCUGCAGUGGCCAGACGAUGGCUGGGGACGGCACGUGGUGCCAGUGGGAGCAGAACCCCCAAGGCAUCUCCAGGAGGCUUCUCUGGUGUCCCACCGGCUGUCUCCUGGGGUUCUUGCCGGGCAGUGACGGUGCUCCUUCUCUCGGCAGGAAGUCCAAAGCAAAGCCCAACGGGAAGAAGCCUGCGGCCGAGGAGAAGAAGGUGUACCUGGAGCCAGAGUAUGCCAAGUCCAGGAUCACCGACUGCGAGUUCAGGGAGCUGGUGGUGCUGCCCCGGGAGAUCGACCUCAACGAGUGGCUGGCCAGCAACACCACCACGUUCUUCCACCACGUCAACCUGCAGUACAGCACUAUCUCGGAGUUCUGCACGGGGGAGGCGUGCCAGACCAUGGCCGUGUGCAAUACACAGUACUACUGGUAUGAUGAGCGAGGGAAGAAGGUCAAGUGCACUGCCCCCCAGUACGUCGACUUUGUCAUGAGCUCUGUGCAGAAGCUGGUGACGGAUGAGGACGUGUUCCCCACGAAAUAUGGCCGAGAGUUUCCCAGCUCCUUCGAGUCCCUGGUGAAGAAGAUCUGCAGGUACCUGUUCCACGUGCUGGCCCACAUCUACUCGUCCCACUUCAAGGAGACCCUGGCGCUCGAGCUGCAUGGACACUUGAACACCCUCUACAUCCACUUCAUCCUCUUCGCCAGGGAGUUCAAUCUCCUGGAUCCCAAAGAGACCGCCGUCAUGGACGACCUCACGGAGGUGCUGUGCAGCGGCGGGGGCCACGGUGGGGGCAGCACGGACGGGGCCAGCGGUGGGGGUGCAGGGGCACAGAACCAUGUGAAGGAGAGGUGAGCCGCACGGCCAGACAGGCGUGCACGUGUGCAGAGACGGUGGCAUGUGUGCCUGCGUGUGUCCACCUGUGUGCGCACAUGUGCUGGGCAUGCUGGGCAGGAAGUCAGAGAGGUGGCGCUGCCCAGACCAGGCCAUGCAGAGUGUGGACCCCGGAGCCGGCGUCUGCCUGCUUCCCGCGCCGUUUUCCUGUUGGAUGGACAAGUGCCGCUUGUCGAGAAGCACCUGGGACUCCUUCCUCCGCUCAGCACACCGAGGGGACUCUGCUCUGUUUCCUCCGGGCUUCCUUUCCUUGUCUUCUCUGCGGCCCGGCCCCACCUCCCCGGCUCUGCCGCUCUGAGAAGUCGCCAGUGAGAUGGGGCUCCUCCCAGGCCUUGGGCUGCAGACCUGGGUUCCUCUUGGUUGUGUUGUUUCAGGGUGGGUUAUCUUAGAUUCCUCCUGUCUCCCCUCGACUGGAUCUUGGCUGUUUGCAGUUCAGCUUGGGGGGGCAGGGAGGCCAGCGAUGCUCUGUAGGGCCCCCCCAGCUCAUGUCCCCGUUCCUCCUGCCCCUGCCGCCCAAGAGGGACCCCUGGACUGGCCGGCCUUGGGACCGAGGCAUCGGGGGCGGCAGCCUGUGCGGAGCACCUGUGGGCAGAAGGCAGAGCCUUGCACGCUCUGCUCCUCUCUGUUUGCUCGAAUAAAAAGAAUUCUCUCAGGUUA